UCCGGGGCUCCAGGACAGGCCCUGUGCUCCGGGGCUCCAGGACAGGCCCUGUGCUCCGGGACAAUGCAGAAAGUGCAGAGUGUGACCCUGGCGCUCACUCUGCCCAUCUCCUGCCACAUCUGCCUGGGCAAGGUACGUCACCCAGUUAUCUGUUCGAACAACCAUGUCUUCUGCUCCAUGUGCAUACAGUCUUGGUUGAAGAACAGUAGCCAGUGCCCUACCUGUAGAAUUCCAAUCACUUCUGAAAACCCUGUCAAGGAAGUACUAGGAGGAACCGAUGGAACAGAAAAUUGUGACAAUCCUUCAACUAAGAGACAUCUUCGAAAAACAAGGCUUGAAUUGUUGCAUAAAGAAUAUGAGGAGGAAAUCGAGUCUUUGCAGAAAGAAAUUGAAGACUUUCGCAGUAAAAACCUGAGCCUAGAAUCGCAACUCAAAACUGUUCUUGAUCCAGUGAACGUGUCAUCCUCCAGCACAGAUCAAGACAGAAAGAAAAGCUUGACUGGACCAGAGAGCGAAGCUAAUUCAAUUGCCCAGCAGGAAUGGGCAACCAAGUUGAAAGCAGCUACUGAGAUCUACAAGAAAACAAAAGCUGAUGUGGAUAAACUUAAAGAAGCAAACCGAAAGCUACGAGUUCAAAAUAGUGAUCUUGUGAGAGAGAACUUGCAUCUGAAGGCUGAAGUUGAUAGCAGAUCGCCACAUAAAUUUGGCAGGUUCACAGUAGCUGCUCUUCAGUCCAAGGUGGACCAAUAUGAACGUGAGAUGAAUCGGCUGAAAAGGGCAUUGGAGCGGAGUGACAAGUACAUUGAAGAUAUGGAGCUUGAAAUUGAACAGCUGAAAGAAAGGGGUAAUGAAAAAGAAAAUGUAAGUGGGAAUUCCUGUUCAGAAUCGCCACCUCCUUUGUUUCAGGCUGGUGAAGAUGAAAGCAGCAAAUUACUAUGGAAUUCUCUUGACGUUACCAAGGAGAAUAGGAUCAUAGCAAUGAGGAGAAGCCUCAGUAAAAUUGAGCAGCCAUCAGUCAGCCAAUUGGACAAUGCUGAAUCAAUGUGUUCAAGCUUCUCUUGGGAACAAAGUCUAAAUGGAAUGCUUUCCAAUUCGGUUGUAAAGAACCGACUUCCUGCUGAUAACGGACUUCUAACGACAGCAACUGUGGAGAAUAAUUCUUUGUCUUCGUUGCAGACGACCAAUGUUAAGCAGGAGGGUUUCUCUCCACCUCGAGAUGAGAGUGAGAUACAUUUUGAACUGCCUAGUCCUUGCACUCCAUCUACUUCACUUGGUGGUCUGCACCUCCACAGCACAGAUGAUGAAGCAAGUCCCCUGACGAAAAAGAAAAGUGGAGGAAAACGGUUGUCCUAUUUAAGAAAACUUUGCUUUGAUGAUGCUAAUUGGAGAAGUGGAUUCUGCGAUGAAAAGAGAAUAUUUUUGAAGCAAGAUGACGGUUGCAUUAACAUGGAGAACUUCAAGAUAGAUCCCCCUGCUAACUCAAUAUUUUGGGAUGCUGAGCGAUCUCUUCCUGCUAAUAAUUUAGGUAACAAUAAUGAGAGGAAAAAUCUUCAGGCUUCUCAUUCUGAAGUGUCUGCAGUCAAAUCAGAGAAUACAAUUCUUCAAGAAUUAGAUGCAACAAGCACUGAUCCUUAUGUUUCUGAAUCUGAGGUUCUCCGUUCCAGAACAUCCAGUGAAACCUCAAUGGAUACAGCUUAUCAAGAGAAAAUAUCAGAGCUAGACUUCAUGCUGGAUGAAACAGAGAACCUUAGGAAUCCUCACUGCACUCCUGUGUCUGAAGACCUUGCUGACCUUGACAUAUCCCUAACAUCAGAGUUGGCUCAGUGUACUGAACUUAUGAAUGAAGCUGAGAAAAGACUGGAACAGAAGAUGAGACAGAGCCAGCCAAACACUUUGGAUUUAAAUGCCAGAAUUACAUCAGUAAAUGGCAAGGGGAGAAAAUCUGUUCUAUCGACCGUCGUCACGCCAAUUACAUUGGACGUAAAAGAAGAAUCUGAUUUAUUUCAAGAGCAAAAUAUUAUUAAUCUUGUUCAAAGUCGUAAAAAUAUUGUCUUGGGUAGAAGUGAAGAAUCCUUAGAUUCUUUGUCUUCAGAAAAAAAGUCCUUCCAUAUUGAUUUUAGUUCUCCUAUUCUCUCAGCAUCUUCUCACACAUCUGACUUUCAGCAAAUCAAACCAUAUUUAUUGGAGAGCUGUUUAAUCCCUGAAAAUGAAAAAGUACUGGGAGCAGCCAACAAUAACAACCAGACCAGUAAAAGAAAAUUGCAGAAUAAUGUGGAUAUAGCUAGUCCAUCAAAAUCUUCAAAAAGAGAUUAGUAAAUGGAAAUCCUUGAUUCGAUUUGGAUUGUUCUUACUGUUUUGUGCAAAAUGUGUGAGUGUUUAUUUGUAUUUUCGCAUUGCCUUCAUAGUGUACUGAUAAAUAUACAAGACGGAGACAUUCAGUGAACAACAGUUAAGCAGAAUAACUCCAUGUAGCGAUUUGACAUUUUUCUGAAUCCAAAAUGUGAUCAGGCGUAUCACCAUCACCAUCGUCGAUUCUUGCAGCAAUGCUACAAUAGAAAGAUACAUUUGUUUUGAAAAUUGAUUCCAAAACAGUGCCAGAAUAUAUUACCUAAAACUGAUUUGAGGAAUAAACUGAAUGGUUUAAAUAAAUUGAGUUGACCUUGGAAAGAAGGAAGUCAGUAAGGAGCAAUAGCAACAACAACAACAACAAAAUUAUGCCUUUCAU
Molecule: messenger RNA, 2725 nt
Organism: Callorhinchus milii (elephant shark)
Lineage: Eukaryota; Metazoa; Chordata; Chondrichthyes; Chimaeriformes; Callorhinchidae
Gene: obi1
Product: ORC ubiquitin ligase 1
Exons: 6
Coding region: 64-2313 (749 amino acids)
Biological process (GO): protein monoubiquitination; regulation of DNA replication
Molecular function (GO): ubiquitin-protein transferase activity
Source: RefSeq, a predicted model, not a curated record